CUGCUUUUGAAACCAACAAACCAAGAAGUAGCAAAACCUUCUCUUUAUGGACUAACCUCCUAUCCCAGCACUCUCCUGCUUUGUCGUCCCACCCCUCUUAUCUAUAGCCAAUGUAAGCUCAGUGUAAAUGAUUUAUUUCUUCUCCCUGGAUUUUCAUGAUAAAACACCCUGGCCCCUUAAGUCUGGUGGACAUUUUUCCCCUGGCUCUCUGGCCAUGCUGCUGGUGGCUUAGGGAAUUUGUCCCAGGAUCAGUUCUUCAUCUUCUGGAGCAUCUAUACGGCUCAACAAACACUUUAUUUUCAGAGACCUCUUAGUCUCAAGAUUUGAUCUAACCUUAUUGGUGCAGCAUUGGGAUCCAGCCAUCUGAAGAAUAAGGAAGAAAGAUAUUUUUCCUUGGGUCCAAAUACGACAUCAAGAAUCACUUUGAGACUACCAGAGGUAAGUCCUUCAAGACAGACGGCUAAGAAACUGCUCCAAAUUCUGGACAGCAAAGGAGACAUAAAGUCCUUCAGGACAGACGGCUAAGAAACUGCUCCAAACUCUGGACAGCAAAGGAGACAUAAAGGUAUCUAAGGAAAAACUGCAGUUUGUUGCAGCAAGGGGAGUGACUUGCUACCUCAGAAACCAGCCUGCUGAUUUUGUAUACUGGAAAAGACAUCUUUGUCAAAAUUCUUUACCAUCCUGCUGGCAAGGUCCUUUCUAGGCACAUUCUGUGAAUCCCUGUGCAGCCAAACUCAAGGAAAUUAACUCCUAGAUCCACGUUUCCACUUAAGAAGAUCUAAACCCACUUGAAUGGUCUAGCACCCCAUUGCCAACAUCAAGCUUCGUCUGACCAGGAAAAAAUAAUAAUAACUGACAUUUUGAGGUUGACUACUUCUGCCUAAGCAUCUGGAACAGGCCUGUGCAAACCUUAAACUACUAAAAUCUUCCUAUACAUCCUUAUGUUUUUUUAAUAGUUGCUAUAGUAAUUUUGUUCCUGGGAAUACUUUUAAUUUUGAUUGUGUUACACAAAGCUGAACAGAUUCCUUGUGUUUUAAAUUAUCUAUUUCAAGCUUUUAUUCUCACUAUAGUCUCUAAAAAUAAUAAUGAAAACAUUUAUAUAUAUAGUUAUAUUUGUCACCUUUACCCAGGCAUGGAAAGACAAUGCCUUAGUCAGAAUUUCACAGUCUCUAGCAACUUCUGGAAAUUUAACAAAAUGUUGGAUAUGCUACCCCAACCCUCGUACCACUCGUGAACAUAACAGUCUACUCGUACAACCUGUUCUAAACUUUAGCUUAAUUCCUGAGUGCAUUGUCAAUCAAACCCAUCAUAGCUAUGUUGGAUAUAACCCCAUAAUCAGCUAUCCAGUUCGUCUAGCACAUUCCAGUCAACCUUUACCAUGUUUUUAUAUUUACACUCGUAUCCUUCCUCCAAAGUUUACCCAUAAGACUAUAGAAGAGGCUGAAGCUGCAAUAAUAAAACUUUUAGAAAAAUACCAUCAAGGAUCCCUCAAAGGUGAAGGUCCAGAUUUACCUGGGUGUGCUACUACUGACCCAUGGCUUAAUAAUCUACGAGAACAAAUUAGGCAAAACUUUGAGAAGUUUGUAUGUGCACCCCCUGGCUUUAUUUUUGUCUGUGGGGGAGAUCACCACCCAUGGGCCCGUAGAUGCAUUAAAGGGUGGAUUAUGAGGGGGCAAUGCCUCCUAGGAUAUCUAUUUACACCUGUAUCCAUAUUCGAUGCAGAGGAAACCCAACACUGGUCUAGUUCCCUCAAACCUCCCUCUGGAUUCAAACAAGCCACUUUAGAUGGUAGCUCCAUCUACUCCUUUGGAAGAGCAUUUUUGGCACAGUGGGAAGUUACUAAUCGUGAGCAGAUGAUUAGAAACCUUUCUGUUACCUUAGGCAAACUUGCUGAAGAGAAUGCUGCUUCCAUUAUAGCACAGCAAAAAGCUAUUGACUUUUCACCCAAUCUUAAAUUAGACAGCCGAAUUGCUCUAGACUACAUAUUAGCAGAAAAAAGAGGCAUAUGUAUGGCAAUGAAUGCAUCUUGCUGUGUCUAUAUAAAUAUGUCUCAUGAAGUAGAAACCCAUUUAGAAACUAUUAGAAAAGAAGCCACCUGGAUCAAAUAGGUCUCUAACAUGGAACCUGAAUUUAAUCUGUUUAGUGAUCUUUCUGGUUGGUUAUUAGUAGAAAUCAACUGAUUGUUUAGAAAAAUAUUAUAGAUGGUUUGAUACUUCUACUUUUGAUUGUUAUAAUCUCUAAAUGCUAUACUUUUAAUUUUUCCCAACUAUGUAAAUCAAUAGAAUGAAUUUUAGGCUAACAUUAUGCUAGCUCAAAAGAUUGAACUACCUACCUAUAACUUUCCUGAAGAAGCUAUUUCUGAAAACAUGUAAGAAUUCUGUGGGUGAAUGGUUAGAGGCUUGCUCUCUCUUCCUCUCUACCACUCAUAUUUGGACCAAAAAAAAACUCACUGUUUUUAUCUACAAAUUUCCCUCCUCCCUUGGAUAUAAAUUCCUAGGAAUGAACCUUCCUAGACAUGUGAGAUAUGACCUGGAACAUAAAAUGGCUACAUAAGAAGCAAUAAAAUUAAUAUAGCAUCCAUCAGCAAUGCUUACUCUGAAAGACCUCAAUAAAAGGGGGAAUGAUAAGAAUUCUGGGAUGUCUUAAGUUACAGGCCAGAGAAUACAAGGAAGAAAAAGAAGUCCAUUGAACUCAUAGUUUCAACUUCAAGUUCAGUCAACAAAGAAAAAAGAAGAAGAAGGAAACAUUCUAAAUUUCUUGUCUGUAUGCUGAAGACCACAUUGUAUUCUGCUUUUGGAAACAACCAACCAAAAAGUAGCAAAACUUUCUCUUUAUGGACUACCCUGCCAGUACUUUGCCUGCUUUGUGAUGUCCCGCCCCUCUUAUCUGUAGCCAAUGUAAGUUCAGUGCAAAUUAUUUGUGUUUCCUCAUUCCAAAAUUUUAUUAUAAAACACUAUGCCCUAACCUUAGGUCUGGUGGACAUUUUUUCACUGGCUAUCUGGCCAGGCUGCUGGUGGCUUAGGGAACUUGUCCCAGAACCAGUCCUUUACCUUCUGGCUAGCACCUAUAAAACUCAAUAAACCCUUUAUAUCCAGAGACCUCUUAGU
Messenger RNA from Marmota monax (woodchuck), 3107 nucleotides. RefSeq names its product endogenous retrovirus group V member 2 Env polyprotein-like. The coding region runs from base 1086 to 2108 and encodes 340 amino acids. NCBI's taxonomy places the organism in Eukaryota, Metazoa, Chordata, Mammalia, Rodentia, Sciuridae. The record is from RefSeq and is a predicted model, not a curated record. The transcript has 4 exons.